Centropristis striata (black sea bass) is the source of this 5169-nucleotide messenger RNA. RefSeq names its product NACHT, LRR and PYD domains-containing protein 12-like. Gene Ontology annotation, molecular function: protein binding. The transcript has 14 exons. NCBI's taxonomy places the organism in Eukaryota, Metazoa, Chordata, Actinopteri, Perciformes, Serranidae. The record is from RefSeq and is a predicted model, not a curated record. Bases 621 to 4124 code for a protein of 1167 amino acids.
UAAAAACUGCUGAAAGAAAGUUCUCUGCCGCGUUUGCUGUAAAGCCUUCUCCACAUUUAUAUACAGUCUAUGCUUCUACACAGUGUAAGUUCAGAGACUCCUCCUCCAUCUCUCUGUCUGAGGAGGAGGAGGAGGAGGAGGAGGAGGCAUUGUGUCUGUGCCUGCUUGGGUUUGUUGCUGAGAGUUGAUUAAACUACUUCAGGGACGGGCAACUGGAGGCCCGGGGGCCGCAUUUGGGCCGCACCCUCACUUGAAGUGGCCCUCAGUACAACUACAUGCAUUUGAGCAUGAAAUCUUAAAAGUUCAGUGUAAAAAUGCACAAAAUGACUUCUUGUAAUUAAUGUUGGUCUGCUGUUCUUGCACUGAAAAAAAAAGAAAAGAAAUCACACAGAUACUGGUCUGCAGGAGGUUUCAGAUGAACGUUAGAUCAGUCUGAGGAGGAGAUGUGAACAUGUGACUGAAGGAAGUGAUGCAACAGGAAGUGGAACCCUCCUCAACAGGAUCUACACUGAGCUCUACAUCACAGAGGGACAGAGUGAAUGUGAACAACUGGGGUACAGUACAUGCAGUACAGGUUGUGUCUCUGACUGAAGUCCAGGAGACUGACUUCAGAUCAGAAGAUGAGUGGUUGUGUGGAGGAAGAGGAGGACGGAGCAGAGUCUGUAGUAUCCGGCUGUCUGUCUGUGAAGAGUGACCAGUCCAAAGAUUUUCCUCUGGACCUCAGUAAUGAACCUGGACCCUCAGACACAAAGGGGAAGAAGAGGAGUGAUGUUUGUGAGGAGGAGCAGCCGUCCUGCUGUGCUUUGUGUCAGGACGUCCUGAAGGAUCCCGUCUCUACCAGCUGUGGACAUUGGUUCUGCAGAUGGUGCAUCAGCUCAUACUGGGACCAGUCUGCUUCACCAGGAGACUCCUCCUGUCCCCAGUGUGGACAAACAUCCAGAACCAUGCCUGGUGGUCUGCAGGAGGUUUUAGAUGAACAUAAGAUCAGUCUGAGGAGGAGAUGUGAACGUGUGACUGAAGGAAGUGAUGCAACAGGAAGUGGAACCCUCAAGAGGAUCUACACUGAGCUCUACAUCACAGAGGGACAGAGUGAAGAGGUUAAUACCCAACAUGAGGUGAGGCAGCUGGAGACAGCUUCCAAGAAGAAGACCGUCCACGACGCUCCAAUCAGGUGCCAGGACAUCUUUAAAGCCUUACCUGACCAACAGGGACCCAUCAGAGUGGUUCUGACGAACGGCGUUGCUGCCGUUGGAAAAACCUUCUCGGUGCAGAAGUUCAGUCUGGACUGGGCAGAGGGUUUGGAGAACCAAGAUGUCAGUGUGGUGGUUCUGCUUUCAUUCAGGGAGCUGAACUUGAUCAGAGAUGAGCAGUACAGUCUUCUGGAGCUGCUCCAUGUUUUCCAUCCAACAUUACAGAAGGUCACAGCAGAGAAGCUCGCCGUCUCUAAACUUGUGUUCAUCUUUGACGGCCUGGAUGAAAGCAGACUUUCUCUGGAUUUCACCAACAAGGAGGUUGUGUCUGAUGUCACACAGAAGUCAUCGGUCAACGUGCUGCUGACAAACCUCAUCGAGGGGAAUCUGCUUCCCUCGGCUCUCGUCUGGAUAACUUCCCGACCCGCGGCGGCCAAUCAGAUCCCUCCUGUGUGUGUCGACAGGGUGACAGAAGUACGAGGCUUCACUGACGCCCAGAAGGAGGAGUACUUCAGGAGGAGGGUCAGUGAUGAAGAGCGCUCCAGCACAAUCAUCUCACACAUCCAGACAUCCAGGAGCCUCCACAUCAUGUGUCAGAUCCCAGUCCUCUGCUGGAUCACUGCUACAGUUCUGGACCACAUGUUGACUACAGAGCAGAGAGGAGAGCUGCCCAAGACUCUGACUAACCUGUACUCACACUUCCUGCUGGUUCAGACAAAGAAGAAGAAGCAGAAGUAUGAUGAGGGACAUGAGACGAGUCCACAGGAGCUGAUGGAGGCUGACAGAGAAGUUCUUCUGAAGCUGGGGAGGCUGGCGUUUGAACAGCUGCAGGAAGGAAACAUCAUGUUCUACCAAGAAGACCUGGAGCGCUGUGGUCUCCAUUUCACAGAGGCCUCGGUGCAAUCUGAGAUCUUCAGAAGAGAGUCUGUAAUCUUCCAGAAAACAGUCUACUGCUUCGUUCAUCUGAGCGUUCAGGAGUUUCUGGCUGCAGUCUACAUGUUCCACUGUUACACCACCAGGAACACAGAGGUACUGGAGGCUUUUCUGGGGAAAUACUGGGGAUCAUCUCUGGAUGACUUCCUUAGAACAGCCAUGAAUAAAUCUCUUGUAAGUAAAAAUGGCCACCUGGACCUGUUUGUCCGCUUCCUUCAUGGCCUCUCUCUGGAGUCCAACCAGAGACUGUUAGGAGGCCUGCUGGGUCAGACAGACAACAGUCCAGAAGUCAUCCAGAGAGCCAUCAACAACCUGAAGGAGAUGAACACUGAGGAGCUCUCUCCUGACAGAAGCAUCAACAUCUUCCACUGUCUGACGGAGAUGAACGACCUCUCAGUACAUCAGGAAAUCCAAGAGUUCCUGAAGUCAGAGAACAGAUCAGAGAAGGAUCUCUCUGAGAUCCACUGUUCAGCUCUGGCCUACAUGCUGCAGAUGUCAGAGGAGGUUCUGGAUGAGUUGGACCUGGAGAAGUACAAGACCUCAGAGGAGGGAAAACUGAGACUGCUUCCAGCUGUGAGGAACUGCAGAAAAGCUGUAAUCCCUGCCUGUGGACUCUCAGAGACCCACUUUGAAAUUGUGGCCUCAGCUCUGAAGUCCAAGCCCUCCCAUCUGAGGGAGCUGGACCUGGAUCACAACUACAAUGUAAAGGAUUCAGGAGUGAAGCAGCUGUGUGCCGGACUGGAGAGUCCGAACUGCAGACUGGAGACUCUGAGAUUGGGUUCCUGCGGGUUGUCAGAGAUCAGCUGUGCUUCUCUGGCCUCAGCUCUGAAGUCCAACCCCUCCCAUCUGAGAGAGCUGGAGCUGAAAGCAAACAGCCUGCAGGAUUCAGGAGUGAAGCUGCUGUGUGAUCUUCUGCAGAGUCCAAACUGCAAACUGGAGACUCUGAGAUUGUGGGGCUGCAGUUUGUCAGAGAUCAGCUGUGCUUCUCUUGCCUCAGCUCUGAAGUCCAACCCCUCCUAUCUGAGAGAGCUGCAGCUGAGUGUAAACAAGGUGCAGGAUUCAGGAGUGAAGUUGCUGUGUGGUUUUCUGGAGAGUCCAAACUGCAGACUGGAGAGUCUGAGAUUGAGGAGCUGCAGUUUGUCAGAGAUCAGCUGUGCUUCUCUAGCCUCAGCUCUGAACUCCAACCCCUCCCAUCUGAGAGAGCUGGAGCUGAGUAUAAACAAGCUGCAGGAUUCAGGAGUGAAGCUGCUGUGUGAUUUUCUGCAGAGUCCAAACUGCAGACUGGAGACUCUGAGAUUGUUGGACUGCAGUUUGUCAGAGAUCAGCUGUGCUUCUCUGGCCUCAGCUCUGAAGUCCAACCCCUCCAGUCUGACAAAGCUGGACCUGAGCUUCAACGAGCUGCAGGAUUCAGGAGUGAAGCUGCUGUGUGAUCUUCUGGAGAGUCCAAACUGCAGACUGAAGACUCUUGAACUGAUUUACUGCAGUUUGUCAGAGAUCAGCUGUGCUUCUCUGGCCUCAACUCUGAAGUCUAACCUCUGCAGUCUGAGAGAGCUGGACCUGGGCUUCAACAAGCUGCAGAAUUCAGGAGUGAAGCUUCUGUCGGCUGGACUAGCAAGUCCAAACUGUAGACUGGAGUCUCUUGGAUUGUGGCGCUGCCGUUUGUCAAGGACCAGCUGUACUUCUCUGGCCUCCGCCCUGAAGUCCAACCCCUCCCAUCUGAGAGAGCUGGAGCUGAGUACAAACAAGCUGCGGGAUUCAGGAGUGAAGCGGCUGUGUGUUGGACUGGAGAGUCCAAACUGCAGACUGGAGACUCUGAGAUUGAGUAUGUGCAGUUUGUUAGGAAUCAGCUGUGCUUCUCUGGCCUCAGCUCUGAAGUCCAACCCCUCCCAUCUGAGAGAGCUGGAGCUGGCUUCAAACUACCUGCAGGAUUCAGACAUGAAGCAGCUGUAUGAUCUUGUGGAGAGUCCAAACUGCAGACUGGAGACUCUUGAGUGGAAGUGAUCUCCAGUAAAGUCCAGUCCACCAUCCUCCCUGUGUGUUCCUCUGGAUCUGACACUUUGUCCACCUGGACAGGAGGAGAAAACUAUAAAAAGUGUGAACUGAAUCAAAGUUUCACUGAAGUCUACCAACUGAAACAGGAUUCUGUUUUGAUUUGUGUGAAGAAAUUGUCACUGUUUUAAGCUGCUUUCUUCUUAAAUCUUCCUUAAAUGGUAUUAUUACUCUCCAAACUUGAAUAUUAUUAUCGUCAUGUGCAGACUAUAUCCUGUUUUUAAAGACUCUGCAAAGCCAGCUGAUAACUUUCGGUGGUUUUGUCAAAACCAAAGACCCUAAAUCAUGUCGUCAUGUGAUCCAUUGUUAAAAUAAAAUGUUGGUAACCGUCGGUGCAGCAGUUUGUACUUUCAUCUCACAGGGUCACAGGUUUGAACCUGGCUUUGUGCUCUUCUGUGUGGAGUCUGCAUGUUCUGAUCUCUCCUGGUCCUCAUGUACAUGAUAAUGAUAUGAAUGAAUGCCGACUUUCAUUUUUAAUAUCAGUGUAUAUACAUAAAAAAAAAAAUUAUGUAAAAGGAAUUAAAAUAAUAGUGAUUUCAUUGGACAAUGAAAAAUAAUACAUAAAAAUAUUAAUUUGGGAAAAUGUAGGUAAUUUCAAAUGAAAAAAAAGAAGUUUAAAGACAUGGAAAAUGUAAAGGGAAAAAAAUAUAAAUAAAUAAAAGCAAAUAUACAUUUAUUUUUUCCUAUAUCAAUGAAUGCCUACAUUGUUUAAUAUUAUUUCUGGCACAUAGAAUUGUAUAUUAAAUGAAUGUUUAAGCUCUUUAUUUAGUCUAUAUUUAUUUAGACUUUUGGCAGCUUGUGUUUGUGUGGAAGCUUCUAGAAGUGCUUUAAUCUGACAAUGAAAAUAAUACAUAAAAAUAUAAAUUAGGAUAAAAGAAUAGAAUAAAAACUAACACAAAAAAUUAAGUUUGAGGAGACAAGGGGGGAAAUGCAAAGGGACAAUAAUAUAUAAAUAAUAAACAAAAACAGACAUUUACAUUCAUGUUGCAUUAUAUGA